Molecule: messenger RNA, 2194 nt
Organism: Trichogramma pretiosum
Lineage: Eukaryota; Metazoa; Arthropoda; Insecta; Hymenoptera; Trichogrammatidae
Exons: 2
Coding region: 204-1718 (504 amino acids)
Source: RefSeq, a predicted model, not a curated record
GAAGCCGACGCGAGUGUAACAGCCGCGAACUUGGGCAAAACGAUCGCUCGUACUGACAGUUCGUGGCUGCGAGGCCAUUGCGAAGGAGACGUUCGAAUACGGAAAAAAUUUCAUUUUGACUCUGGGUUAUCAACCUUUUUUUUUAUUCUUUUUUUUUUUUUUUAAUUGACAAGUAACGAACUCGUUUGUACGCGCGAGGAAAAAUGGCCACGAUGGGAAGCGACCUGCUCACGGCGAUUCUGCAGAAGACCGACAACGCCGCCUCGUACGAGUACAAUCUUUGGACCGAUUCCCAGCGGAAAGUUACGCCGACGAAGACGAUGAUAUGGCCGCUCAGGUCGGGGUCGGUGGCGACGACGGCGACGAUGACGACCACGAGCUCGGAAGAGGAUCGCGCCCACUUCGAGCAGAUUUUGCAGCGCUUGGUGCUCCAGAAGGAGAUGCAGCAAAGGUUGCAGAGGAACGAGGAAUUUUGGCGAUUGUUCCCGCAUCUGCGAAAACCGAGCCAAUUCAGUGCCGAGAAGGCGGCUCAUGCGAAAUCGAUCGUCGCCGAGGAAAAUCGUCGAAAUUACUCUUAUCCGAACGUGCAGCAGCAGCAGCAGCAUCCACCGCAGCAGCAGCGGCUUCAAAAUGAUCGCGAGAAGGACAAGAAAGACGAUCUCGACGACAGCGAGCAACAACGCAGACGAUUCUGGUCGAUGCUCACCAGCAAGCUGCCCGACGAUGGAAAGAUCAAGCGCGAGUCCCAGCUGCAGCAUCACUUGUCCGCGCCAGCCGCCGAGGUCGAGCAGCAGCAGCAACAGAUCGAGGCUCAGGCAGGGGAGCCACCGGCGUUUACGGCGAAGAUACCCGAUUGGGCGCGCAAGAGGCUGCCCAAGACCAAGUACGCCUGUCGCGUGUGCAAGAAGGAGUUCUUCAAGCCGCACAGCGUCGAGUGCCACAUGAUUCUCGUCCACGACGCCUCGAGCGGCGAGCUUACCUCGAACGACGAGUCGAGCUUCCGAUCGAGCGCCGAGCGCGCGAUCAAGCUGUCCUCGGUGAGCAGCUAUCCGUACCUCGACGAUGCGGUUGAUGGUGACUACUAUAACGACGACGAAAACGACGACGUCUUCAAUCCGACCUUCUUCAGCAGCAGCAGCGACGUGGAACUAGCACCACCUGAGUUCGACGAACGUUGCCAGCGCAUCGUCGCCGAUGAGAUGCUGCAGCGCCAGCAGCAAUCGACCGAGUCCGUCACCGCCGCCGCCGACGCGGAGAGAAGCUGCCACCUGUGCAAGUACUGCAAGCUGCCGUUCUUCUACUUCAACAAUUACGUGGCGCAUCUGCGCGCCGCGCACUGCUUCGAGAGCGAGCUGGGGGCCAGGGACACGAGCACCCCCAUGGUACCCGCGGGCAACGCCGGCGAGGAGGACAGCUUCCAGCUGCCGCAGCCCGGUACGCAGCUGCUGCUCGCCAGCAGCUACAAGUACGAGGACGAACGCAAGACGCCGGCGACCCCGCCACCGGUGGUCGCGCCGUCGAGGCUCGAGGUCACCUCGGAUCAGAACGAUUGCGACGAAGAGGAUUCCGAUGCAUUGGAACAGCCGCCGCAGAUGCCCGAGAAGGAGCAGGAACAACGUAUCAUGCUCCAAUGCGUGCUCUGCAAUACGAUGUUCUUCUCCAUGUACCAGCUCAACCGUCACGUCAUGCAGUACCACAGCUGCAAGGCUGCGCUCUGAGAACGACAUGCUUGUAUAUACGCGUCGAUCGAUCCUCGCGAUUAUUUUUCUUUUUCAUUUUCUUUCGUCUCGAGAGAGAGGCUACGUUUCACAAAAGCUACGCGGCCUAUUUCCACCCCCGCGUGUGUACGCGUUUUUUCCAUUCUAGCCCUGUGUGUGUCUUAAUAAUUUACAUAAUUUUACAAAUAUGUAUAACGUUUAAAAUUUAAGAUAUGUGUAACUUGACGAUAGCCGUUUUCACGGUGUGUAACGUUUGUAUUUCCGUAUUUUAACGUGCGUCAAUGUUUUCAGAAGAUUCUGAUUUUUUUGUACUUUUUUUGGCGCGUCGAUGAUCUAUUCAUAUGUGUAAGAAAUAUAUCAAAUUGUAAACUCGGCUCAGCUCGCGCGGGCUUGUAGUAGAUAAGACAAAAAAAAACAUAAUAAUUUUUUAAUCUAGGGAUGAAUAAAAAAUAUGUUUUCCUCCUCGCACAUAUUAA